GAAAUCAUGAUUAUAUAAACAUGGGAAAAGAAGUACAGCUAAGGCCCAAGGUGAAUGUCUCAUCCUACAUUCACUUUAUGCUGAAUUUCAAGAACAAAUGCAAGGAGCAACAGCCAAAUACUUUCCUUGGCUUUAAGGAGUUCUCUAGAAAGUGCUCAGAAAAAUGGAGAUCGAUUUCAAAGCACGAGAAGGCGAAGUAUGAAGCCCUGGCCAAGCUCGACAAAGCCCGCUACCAAGAAGAAAUGAUGAAUUACAUGGGCAAGAGAAGAAAGCGGAGAAAGAGGGACCCAAAGGCACCACGGAAGCCCCCAUCAUCCUUCCUGCUCUUCUCCCUGGACCACUAUGCCCAGCUGAAGCAAGAGAACCCCACCUGGUCAGUGGUGCAGGUGGCCAAGGCAGCUGGGAAGAUGUGGUCCACAACCACGGAUGUGGAUAAGAAGCCUUAUGAACAGAAGGCUGCGCUUAUGCGAACCAAGUAUUUCAAGGAACUGGAGGCCUACCGCCAAGAAUGCCCAUGCCGGAAGAGGAACUUCCGGGGGUCAGCCAGUACCAGUUUGAAAAAAUAA
Messenger RNA from Acomys russatus (golden spiny mouse), 566 nucleotides. RefSeq names its product high mobility group box 4 (gene Hmgb4). The transcript has a single exon. The record is from RefSeq and is a predicted model, not a curated record. Gene Ontology annotation, molecular function: DNA binding, bending. Lineage: Eukaryota; Metazoa; Chordata; Mammalia; Rodentia; Muridae. Bases 21 to 566 code for a protein of 181 amino acids. Gene Ontology annotation, biological process: regulation of transcription by RNA polymerase II.